AAGAAGCGUGCACUCAAAAAUGCCACUUGAAGAUCCACAGGAGUGGGAGAAUAUAGGGAAUGUGUACUAUGCACUCACCACGCUCUAUAAAUAUCACUGGAAUAUCUCCAGUUUCGAGCCCUACGAGAUCGUCACAUCUGGGUACUCAUCUACAAUGGCGAUAUACAGGAACUACAGCAAGCUAGUACCUACAACUAUCACUAACCUACCUGAAAACACCAGCAAUCAGCCGUUUAUUCACAUAUACUCAGCAGAUGGCCUCCAUCUCUCCACUAUCAGCUGCACAUCUCCACCGAUAGCCGUAGGAUUCAGCAGCGCAGACGAGCUCAUUGUCGUAUUAGAUGACUGCCAAUAUAAAAUAUACAACUAUUCUGGAAAGAUACCCACAGCUAGUACCCACAGGAUAGCCAUCAACAGUACAGGGAUCGCAGACGCACGGAUAACGGACGACACGAUAGUCGUACUUACCAACGAGAUGGAAUUCUACGAAAUGACGCUCACUAGCCGACCAACGAAGCUCUCAACAAUGGAAAUCAGGGAUAUACCCUCAGAUUGGACAGUCAUACCAUCCAAGUAUUCCCAGACGUCUCUCACGACUAUUAUCGCAGCCACUGAGGGCGAUAUUCAGCUGUCUGACUCACUAAGCUGUAUGACCCACCCAUUUGGUACGCCCCACGCGCAGAUUAAACUCUCCCCUAAUGCCAAAUUCAUUGCUCUCUUGACGCCGACGCUGCAAUUAAGUAUAAUGACGAGCGACAUGGCUAGAUUACUUACAACAUUCGAUCUCUCGACGAUAGACUCUUACACUCCAGAUGAUAUCGAUUGGUGUGGUUCAAAUGCUGUUGCGGUCGUUUAUAACGAACCCUCACCACAUAUCUGGCUCAUCGGUCCAGGAGGCGAACAUGUUUUGUUCCCCUAUCACAAUGCGACAUCGAUAAAGGCAUACAGUACGCCAUCCUCGAUGCUAGCUAUCACGCCUGAAGCCUUGGACGUCAUCCAGAAAGUUCCUGAGUGUGUACAAGAUGUUUUGGGGGCCACCUCGAGCUCACCUGGGCGCAUGCUUCUCUCUGCUUUCGAGGAACUCGAAAGAGGAAGCUCGAAAUCGGACGAUAUUAUUCGCGAUAUUGGCCAUGACCUUCUUGAGGCGGUUGACAGGGUCAUUGGAGCUGCUGUGGAAUUGUACACACCAGAGAUCCAACGACGAUUGCUCAAAGCUGCGCAAUUCGGCUGGCAAUAUCUCUCCAAUUACAACUCGGAUGAAUUCAUAAAAGUCGCCUCAACUCUGCGAGUGCUAAACGCAUACAGAGAUGUCGGAAUACCCCUCUCAAAGGCUCAAUGUGACAAGCUUGAGCAUGUUGCACUCAUACAGCUCCUCCUCCCGAGACGUAAAUGGGCGAUGGCGAUUAAUAUAUCCAAACACCUUCAGACACCUUCAGACGUUGUGCUUGUUCAUUGGGCAAAUGCUAAGAUUUAUGCUAGCGAUCACACUAUCCCUGAUGAGGAACUCUCCGUUUCAAUUGCAGAGAGGAUAGCUUCAGUGACUAAUACAUUCGUCGGAUGGUCAGAUAUUGCAAAAGUCGCCUAUGAGGUGGGCAGAGUGUCGCUCGCGACCAAGAUGCUCGAUAGGGAGCCACGAGCAAGUGAGGUAGUUCCACAACUGAAGCGGAUGAAGGAGGAUCGGUUAGCGCUUUUAAAGGCUAUUCAAUCAUCUGAUCCUGAUUUAGUCAUUGACGUGCUCCUCCACCUCCGUUCGAGACUCACACUUGGAGACUUCUUCAGAGUCCUAGAGGACGGCGGAAGUGUCUACCAGCUCGCUAAAUCCCUCCUCGUAGUCUACGCCAAAGACAAGGACAGAGAUAUGCUCCGCAAUUUCUAUUUCCAGGACGACAGACGGGUCGAAUCUGCGAAAUUGGACCUCUCAGAAGCUGAGCAAUUGUCUGGUGACGCCAAGGUAUCGAAGGUCAAGUCCGCAAUGAAGUUCUUCAGCGAGGACAAGAACUGUGCUUUUGAGAGCAAGGCUUGUGAUGAAUAUCAGAAACUCUUGACUAUAACGAAUGGUGCAACGUCUGUCAACGAUGCUAUCAGGGAGCUUCUCAACAAAGAUGACAUAAAGGGAGCUGAGAAACUGAAGACUGAUUUCAAGGUUUCUGACAAGAGAUGGUGGUAUCUACGUUUACAUCACUUAAUAGGAAAAUCAGAUUACGAUGGUUUGGAAGAGCUUGCAUCUAGCAAGAAGAGUCCAAUUGGAUACGAACCGUUCGUCAAAGCGCUCAAAAAGGCCGGUAAUAAGAAGCUCGCGGGGGAGUACAUCAAGAAAUGCGAACCAAAACGGCGGGAAGAGCUACUUAAGGGAUUAUAGUGGUCUGUGAAAGUCUGCAAAGGACUGUAAUAUAAAAUAAUGAUGCAUAUACCUAUAAGAGAUAACAUAUGAGUAGAAAUACAUGUCUA
Molecule: messenger RNA, 2448 nt
Organism: Wallemia mellicola CBS 633.66
Lineage: Eukaryota; Fungi; Basidiomycota; Wallemiomycetes; Wallemiales; Wallemiaceae
Exons: 4
Coding region: 20-2359 (779 amino acids)
Biological process (GO): intracellular protein transport; vacuole fusion, non-autophagic; endosomal transport
Cellular component (GO): HOPS complex; cytoplasm; lysosomal membrane
Molecular function (GO): actin binding
Source: RefSeq, a predicted model, not a curated record